Molecule: messenger RNA, 2864 nt
Organism: Neodiprion virginianus
Lineage: Eukaryota; Metazoa; Arthropoda; Insecta; Hymenoptera; Diprionidae
Product: cyclin N-terminal domain-containing protein 1-like
Exons: 6
Coding region: 153-1073 (306 amino acids)
Biological process (GO): negative regulation of DNA-templated transcription; reciprocal meiotic recombination
Cellular component (GO): site of double-strand break
Molecular function (GO): transcription coactivator binding
Source: RefSeq, a predicted model, not a curated record
UCGUGUCCGAAAAAUACUAUAAAAGGAAAGUGCGAUUCAAACGGAAGCGUUAUUCGACCCGAGAUACUUUUUGAAUCGUUCAUGUUCCCUUCGCAACUCCAACGACGUUGACUGAAGAAAUUCAGCCCAUAAUACUUUAUCGAAACACCGCGAUGUGCGCCACGAAAUUACCGAGGAUAAUGGAUCUGGACACGGCGUACAUCGAACCCUUGAUCAAAGAAUGGCUGCAACACGUGCACGAGGACAAUGCAAGGCAGGAGCAAAUUUUUGCGGAAGGAAGCGAAUUUUUCAUCCCGUUCAUAGCUGUUCCUGUACCGGUGAUAAAAGCAAUAUUUGUAAUAACCGACCACCUUGGUCUGGGACCUAACACCAGAUACUUGACAGUUCAUCUCUUCGAUAGAUUCAUGUCAAACCAGUUUUGCGAGUUGUACGUCGCCGAAAUGGUAUCAAAUCCGGGUGAGGUCGCUUGGCCACAGAUAUGCAAAAUUAUUUCCAGUGAAGCAAAAUUGAGGCUUAUGUCUUGCAUGCAACUGGCAAGCAAGAUGGAUUCGCAUACCAAAGGUCUAAGCAUUUCACAGGUAGUGCGUGGGCUGCAAUGGUUAGACGACAAGUCUGAGUACACUACAAAUAGCAUAUAUUGUUCAGAAUUCCGUGUAUACAAAGCUCUAGACUUUAAAAUACCAUUAUUCACACCGUUACACUGUGUUGAAAUACUUCUUGCUGCGACGAAGCUCGGACAGAUGCCUAAAAUAUAUGAUGCAUGUGUUAAUUUGCUGGAUUUAGCAUAUUUGGAGCAUGAAAGGCUAUAUUCAUGCCUUGUAUUUUUGAUGAAGCAAAGGUUUCCAGAGUUUCAAAUUGACCCAGGGUACAUCAUGGCCCUUGAAAGCAAUGUUCUUUAUUUAGCAGCUGGGGUGGUUCUUUGUGCCACGUUUAUUCUCGCUGUAGAACACUGUGAGACUGAACGUUUAGUUCAGAUGCUCUCCAAUCAAGUUGGGAUAAGAGUCACUAAUAUUUGGGAAAUGGCCAAGUUACUCUUCACCAUAGCGUUGCAGGAAGAUACUCCGGAACAAUAAAUAAUGUAUAAUUCCAGUCAUCUGGUAUCACAUAAUGAUUCAUAUCUGUAGCUAAGAAGAAUCAUAUUUUUUUUAAUGCAUAUAGUACUUUGUUUUCACAAAUUUCACACCGCUACAGCUAUUCUCUACAAGUUGUCCAUUUGGUUUUGUGUUGUUCAUUAAAGUGAAAUAAACUUCUCACAAUCAGUGAAGAGGAAAAAAAAAAUUAUUUAGUUCGACACAAGAUUGUUUUACAGUUUUUCUAUGAGUACAUUUUAAUUUAUCACGGUUUACUGGAUUAACUGGAGACAAUCUUAAAAUUACAAGCUAAUGGUUUUUCCGAAAAACAUUUUUUGGGUCUUAUUAUAUCAUACAUAUCAUUUGCUUAUUUUUUAAAUUGAACAAUUCACGACAGAUUGAAAAACGUUGAAGACGCUAUAACAAAUGUCAAAUAAUUCGUAAUGGACCCGCGCAUGAUCACGGACUAUGCUCAAACUUCUGCAGGUGUUGACAGUAACCUUAAGGCGACACUCCGCUCGUCGGGGAAUUUUGAACCGUCGGUAAUCGCAGAUUUACAGUUUUUCGAAAACAUUGUAAAUGAAAAUAGCGUAUCGUCAGUAAAUGAUAUUUCCGCGCCUCUGGUAAGAUACUAACAAGUCAAGUUUGGCAUUUCCACGUGAAUCACUGCAGUCCACGAAGGGUAAGAAUAUAAAUGCACAAAGAAUUAUACGAACGGUGCGCUUUGGUGAAGAGUACAAGUAGCCAUCUUUGCGCAGGAAACAAUACAACAGAGACACUUUGUUGAAAUCAAGUUUUUGUCGUUUUCAUUCAACAUUCGUCAAUUCAACACUGCAUAAACCACACAACAGUAGUAGGACAAUUGAUUCAACGUCCGAGUUUAGAAGUAAUUUGAAAAACUGCAAUGAGGAUAAUUUCAAUCGGUAAAGAAGAGGCGUGGUAUCGGCUUAAUGAAUAUCAGAGUGGGUUUAUUUCCGAUGCAUAUUGUCUGUAAUCCUUGGUUCGGCAUAUAUACGCGACAAAUAAACUUUCAUGACGCACGUUGCGUAGGCAAAUACGAAGCAACGUCGUAUGCACUAUGAAUGCAUCGAUAUACUUGUACGUGCAUUUGAAGGAUUCACACGUAUGCGCAUGAGUACAAGUCUGUAUGGGUGUGCAGAAUUCGUACGUAAAAGUGGCCGAGUGUAGUGCAUGGAUCGUAGGAGCUGGACGGCUUGUUGUGCGGGGAAACGAGACGACAAAAGAAUUGACGAUUUUGCCGGUAGAGGUCGGCUCCUCGAACGAAUACCAUGCAUUCCAGUUGCGUACAAGUGGUGGGGUCCCCGACUUACUUCUCGUGUCAAACAGCUUGUGCUGUGUGUGUCUGUCCGCAUACCAUUCGAUUUUAAUAAUUCUCAAUGAAAAAAUAAUACAAGCAAGUCUCCGGGGGCAAGUUUUCACGACACAUCAGUCGGUUGUCACUAUUGCCAAGUGUGAGGUGCACGGGAACUGCGAUUAAGGUGUAUCGAACAGGCGCAACGAUAAACGUGUGCGUUAUAAUAUUACACGCAAAGAAGAGAGAAAAAGCUUUUUGCGUGUCAACCGGAACUGCAGGCGUGCAGCAGUUUGUCCGUGUAUACGGAAGGAAGGAAACGGAUUUUGUAAACCAAAGGAUUUACGUAUAGACGUAUAGACGUAUAAUAUAAGGAAAGAGGAAAGAUUGCAACCCUAUAAAAAAAAAAACAAAGAAAAAAAAAACUACUUCCCAGGAAAAAAACAUGUCCGCUGUCGAGAGUGCUCUCGACGUCUUAUCCA